This is a messenger RNA of Cheilinus undulatus (humphead wrasse), 2463 nucleotides long. RefSeq lists its product as uncharacterized. The coding region runs from base 113 to 1939 and encodes 608 amino acids. The record is from RefSeq and is a predicted model, not a curated record. The transcript is spliced from 10 exons. Lineage: Eukaryota; Metazoa; Chordata; Actinopteri; Labriformes; Labridae.
GUUUUGAGUGUCUCUGCGCAUGUGCGUAGCUUGUUCAUUUCACUGAUCAGCAGCGCAGCAACCGCACUGCUUCUCCGACGGUUGGUCUUUGAUUGUUUAUUUGCGCCCAAAGAUGGUCAGACCACAUUUUGGACCACCACGCUUAAAGCCCAGGUAUAAUGAAGAUGAUCAUGACAUUGGACCGAAUGAUGGAAAUUACAACUCCAACACCAAAAGUAGAAGAGAUGGCCAGGGCUACCGAGGAAGCUGGAGGGAAUCCAGAGGCAGAGGACGCCCCCCAAUUGUUGGAAGAGCCCCCCUGAUGGGAGAGCAAAGAGAACCACGUUUCAAUAAUUGGAGGUCCCAGAAUCAGGAUUCUUAUCAAUCUUACUCUCCCAGAAUGGAACCACAUCACAGCCAGAGGAGGCCUUCGCCCUCCAGGCCGAACCGCUCCCCUCAUGCCCCGCAUCAGUCAGCCUCUCGUGGUCCUGCACAGGGAUCUUCUGGUCAGAGAGGCUCAACUUACCAUGGCCACCCCUCAGGUCACAGAUCCCCCUCUCCGAGACAUUAUCGCAACCACCCAGCUGACAGGAGGCCAGGGCCUGCGUCUACCUUUCAGGGGUCUUUCAGGGGCCACAAAAGGCAGUCAGGUUUCCCCCAUCAGGAGCAGCGGAGUCGAGAACCUCGUGGAGAUUACAGUCCCAGAGAAAGACCUCAUGAGUACCCAGGUCAUGGCAUGAAGCGCUGGAAUGAGGCUGGAGCUUUCUCUCAUCCACGCAAUGGAGAACACGGGCCCUCUGGGUCACAUAGGAGUCCCAGGGAGAUGCAUGGCAGGGGCUCAUGUCCAGAGAGGUGGUCAUCUGAGCAAGAGUCCAGGAGGCAACGUGGUCCAAUGGAGAGGCAGGGAAGCCGGUCCCACAGCAGAGAACGGGCACAGGAUGGCCCUCACCCAUCCUCUUUUAGAUCCCCCUCAUGGAAAGGAGGCCCACCAUCAUCCUCCUACCACAGGAGCCCUCAGGAGAGGCAAAUGGCAGGACCUCGCAAGAGGAGAAUAUCUGAUAUCAGCAUGCCCACCUCAAACCCAUCAAUGGAGCAUGGCAAUCCAAAAUAUCCCCGCAGAGAGAGACCACAGCUGCUCAGUAUUCCCAGGCCAUUUGGUGGUAAACCAUUGUCUCUUCGGGAGAAAAGUUACCUGAUUAAGAGCAGGCAGUCUCUAAUGAGGCUCAGACUUCCUCCACAUGUGAGACCGAGGCCUCGCCCUGGUGACCCUGCUUCACAGGGGAGUGUGAACUCUCUUUUUGCCCUCAGAAAGAAACGUUUCCAGUCAAAUGCAGUUCCCCUGAGAAAGCUUGAACCAAGGAGGGCAAAACCACAGUCAUCCCCCAAAGAAGAGAGCAGUGCCAGCAAGUCGUCAAGAGACUCUGAUGCAAGCAAAGAACAGGUGGAGUCUCGUCGGUCCUUGAACACUCACAGAUCUUCUCCUAUUGAGAAACGUGACCUUGUUGUUUUGUCUCACUGGCCGCCGGGGCCGAGCUCCUCAAAGGACGGCUCGCCUCCAAAAUCUCGCAGCCCAGAUCCAAAGGAUGACUCUCCUGAUGGCCGACUCACCAAGUCUAGUGAAACAAGUGACUCAGUGGAACGUAAACGAGGCUAUUUGGACAAGAGGGUGUUUAGACCAUUUAAUUCAAUGCAGGACAGCGGGCGGCGUGGUAGGCCCUUCAGGAGGCCAGGGCCAGGACCCAUGCAAAGACCGAAGUUUCCUGGUGGUCCAAGGAAGACUGGUCCUGAACUAUCUGGAAAUAUCAGAAGACCUCUCAUGGAGAGCUUUGUGCCACGUCCCUUCCCAAACCAGAGGCCGGUGUUCAGAAAAAGCCACACAAUCAUGUCCAAGUAUCGCAACAUGAGAAUAAUGCGUCAGCGUGCACCUUACAACCGAGGGCCAAACCAACAGCGAUGGUAAAGACCUCUGGUCCCAGGACACAUGAAACAGAGAAAAUCCCUUCAAGAUCAUCUCUGCUGAGUGGAUUGCACAACCUCCCCUACUCAAUACAACCCCUAUCCUUCUGUUUAUGGUCAAAGUGUUCUUGCUUGCAUUUGUUCUUUUGUACUAGUCUUUGAGUUGACACAUGGAAGUACCAUGGUACUGAAGUUUUAAAGGAUUUAUAACAUAUGCCAUUAGGACAACUACUACUGCUUUGUUUACAGGGUUAACUUGUUUGGAAAUUGCUGCUUGUGAUUGGCAAUCUUUGUAUUUCUGAACUAGUUUUAUUUUUGUUUUCAUGCAGUGACCAAUUUCAGGUCAUUAGUCCAAGAAAUAUUAAAAUCUCUGCUUUGUUGCCCAUUAAGACUUACCACAUGAGAUGUGCCGUUUAGUUAUGGGUCUUUUUGAUUAGAAACUGCUGCUUGUCAUCAAAACUUGAAAAGCUUGUAUGAACAAGUUUUCAUGUUUUUUGAGAUUUGAAAUAAAUGUAACUUCUUUUUGAA